Messenger RNA from Penicillium macrosclerotiorum, 465 nucleotides. Its product is annotated as hydrophobin family protein. Gene Ontology annotation, molecular function: structural constituent of cell wall. NCBI's taxonomy places the organism in Eukaryota, Fungi, Ascomycota, Eurotiomycetes, Eurotiales, Aspergillaceae. Gene Ontology annotation, cellular component: fungal-type cell wall. Bases 1 to 465 code for a protein of 154 amino acids. The record is from RefSeq and is a predicted model, not a curated record. The transcript has 3 exons.
AUGAAGUUCUUCGCCACCGCCAUCCUCUUCGCUGCCACCGCCAUGGCCCUUCCUGGGUCUGGCGACGGUGUUGCUAGCCAGGGCAGCAAUGUCAAGUUCCCGGUCAACCACAAGACCACCAUCUCCCAGGCUCAGGCCAAGUGUGGCAAUGAUGCCAAGGUCUCGUGCUGCAACAAGGCGACCUACACUCACGACAUCAACACUGCUAACACCGGUCCCCUCGCUGGUGUCCUGCAGACUGCCCUCGGUGGUGGUCCCGGUGGUGACGGUCUCGGUCUCUUCGGCCAAUGCAAUGACCUCAGCCUCAACGUUCCCGUGCUUAACGUCGUUGGUGGAGGCGUUGACCAGCUGAUCAACCAAAAGUGCAAGCAGAACAUUGCAUGCUGCCAGAACUCUCCCUCUCAGGCGAACGGUAACGUUGUUGGUGUUGCUCUGCCUUGCGUUGCCCUGGGCUCGCUCCUGUAA